UCACUCACGCAUGCGCAGUGGUGAAAGCGGCACAAGCGGGACGUGAGAAAAUGAAAAGAAAAUGAGCGACCUCCAUCGGCUCUCAGAGGCUGGAUAGUGAACGGGGAGAGCGCCACAUGGAGGCGGUGCUCAAAAGCCUGUCCAGCACUGCGGAGCUGUUGGCCGUGGCGGCGCGGAGCAGCGCGGUGGAGCAGUGGGAUAAACAAACCCUGUCCAGAGCCUUUCACUGGGCCCGAUACUGCGAACACCUAUUCUCCAGGUUUCACAAUAACACCACAAUAAAGAGGGUGAUGGAGAAGCAGCUAGAACUCACAAAUGAAAGUUUGCGAGCCGUCUUUCCUCGAUACACUGACGUAUGUUUCAAAGACCUCUUCCAGUGUCAGCACCUGUUGCUGAUGGGGCUGCUGAAAAAUCCUGACCUGCCCAUCUCCAUCAUGAAGAUACUCUUUGACACUGUGAGUCCUGUAAACACUCAGCAGAGUGACUAUCAGGAUGUAACUGGCUUCUGUAGCCACAUCAUUCAAUGCAAAUCUGCUUGUAAAGUCCUGAGUCCUCUCACAGACUUGUCAGGUGCUGAUGUUGAGGUGCAGGGGGCCGUGCUGAUGGAGAGGCUGGAGGAUCUGCUGAGUGGAGGCGGUGAGGCCAGCCGGAGAGAGCACAUUGUAAACUCUUUCCUCCAGGAGGGUGAAGGAGCAUCGGGACAUUUCUGUCUGGUCAUCGCCGCUGCUCUGCUGACAAGGAAAAACUCUAAUGCUUCACAAACUGCUGCACAGGAUUGUCUCUUAGACUGGCUGCAGAAAGAACAAAAUGUGCUGCAGCAAAUGUGUUCUGCACUUCCUACUACACUCAUUAUAGACUUGGCAAAAAGACACCUGAAAUGUAGAGAUGCAUACUGUGAUGUGCUAAAAAAGUGGGCCUCUAGUAUGGAGUACAGCAUGAGUGAGGGUGAAUGGGUUCAAGCAAACACAAACCGGACCGUAUCCUUCCAGAGACUUACGGAGCAUUUCCUGGCCUUGUUUGCGGCCUGUCCCUCUCUCAGAGAGGAUGUGGAGAAAGAGCUAAAUGUUUUGAACAUUUCUGACGGGGACUUUGAUGUAAGAGGUCUUAGUGUGUGGGGAGACCUUCUGUCAGCAAUAAACAAGUGACAGUCAGUCUCAGAGCUGAAGCCAAGAUGUAGCUACAUGUAUUUGCCUGUUUGUAUCUGGAUGCAAUGGUUGAAUGCAGCUGGGAAUUAAACCUCAAAACGUUUUGAUACCAAACAC
This is a messenger RNA of Notothenia coriiceps (black rockcod), 1262 nucleotides long. It is a transcript of the gene fancf, whose product is annotated as FA complementation group F. The record is from RefSeq and is a predicted model, not a curated record. Gene Ontology annotation, biological process: interstrand cross-link repair. The transcript has 2 exons. NCBI's taxonomy places the organism in Eukaryota, Metazoa, Chordata, Actinopteri, Perciformes, Nototheniidae. Gene Ontology annotation, cellular component: Fanconi anaemia nuclear complex. The coding region runs from base 117 to 1145 and encodes 342 amino acids.